CGCAUUGAGGACGGGCAGCGGUCGAAGGAAGGAGGCAUCAUGAGGCCCAUACAGUAAAGAACAGACCACCUCUGAGUGAAGCUGGGGUUCUAGGAAAGUACAUGUCCUUUUUUGUCGAAAAUUAUUUCCCGAGACGUGACUGAAGAUCUUCCGUGAAGCUGCGCGUCGCAAAUUACAGUCGACGACAGCGAGCCCCGAAGGGUUUCACGCACAAGCACGAUGCGAGAGCAAACAUUCCGAACUCUCCUGGCGUGUCGAUAAGCAGGGAGAAGCUGCAGCUCUACGUCGAUCUUGAUGGCGUCCCGGUUGCCGAGACGCACCCAACCCCUGCAGCGACACGAUAGGGGAUCACCUGCAGCGAUAGAAGUUGAGAAGUCGCAAACGAACCUGAAAAGCGACCACUUUUAGUAUAGCAAGGAGAAGGCGCUGAUGUUGAAGUGACUCUGACCGUUCCUUCGCUAACGAGGCAUUUGACGCCUUCGAGAAAGAAGAGCCAUUUAGCGAACAACGCAUCAAGGCAUCAAUCGAAGUAGCACUCGCGUUCUGUGCGGCGGUCGUGCCUCUCCAUCUACGCACAUCACGUUAUCGAAACCUGUGAGCCAGAAUUCCUGCAAGAGAAAUCUAAUAAUAACGACACAUCACCUGCACACCACUUCUUUCUCCCGAACAUCGGCACGCGAAUCACGACACAUCACCUGCACACCGCUUCCCUCACCCGAACAUCGGCACGCGAAUAACGACACAUAACCUGCACACCAGCACUUCGUUUUCCCGAGCACCAACAACAACACACCCCAAACCAUGGGUCUGCUCGAUCCAUGGGACGCGCUUCCGCCAGGAAGGAACGCCAAACUAGCAAGGGAAGCUGUAGAAGUACACCUAGCGAGCCAAAACGCAGAAGGAUUGGUCGGCAAGGAGGAAUGGCAGUUAUUUGGGAACUUGGAGGUUCUGUGGAUAAACGAUAACAGGGUCUCGAAAUUGGGCGAUGCAUUAGUGGACAAUUUUCGGAUAAAAGAGAUUUACAUGCAAGAUAAUAGAAUGGUAUUGCAUGCAAGAUAAGUAAUAGAAUGGUAUCUAAAUCUAUUGAACUAUGUAUGCUUCGCGUUGACUUUGGUUUGGGGCUUCGCGUUGACUUUGGUUUGGGGACAACGAUACUACACAUUGACUUUGGUUUGGGGACAACGAUACUACAUAUAGUUCUUGUUUCCCUUUAUUUAUUCGCAUUUUUCUUUAGCCUUACUCCUCUUGCAAUAUCUAUUUAUUCGCAUUUUUCUUUACCCUUCUCUUGGAAUAUCAACAGGAUCUUUUGGAUCUUUUUCGGUCACCACCUACCACCCAACCAGGUCUCCCUCGACGGCAUGUCAACUUUCAAAUUCUUGCGCGUCCUACGUGCGGGAAACAACAAAAUACGGAAUUUGGAUAAACAAAUAGCCGUCUUGAAGAGGUUUGCUUUUCUCAAAGAGCUGGAUCUGUUCGACAACCCAGUUGCAGAGGAGCCGGAUUACCGACUAAGAGUGAUAUAUCACUUGCCGCAGGUACACCUACGUCUAGACGGAAUGAUACAAACACCUCCUCGCGGUAUCAUCUAUUUCAAUGUCACUCUGCGUCAUGACUUUACAUCAUCUAAACCAGGUAGAGCUCCUAGACCUCAAGAGUGUCAAAGGACACGAAAGGGAAACGGCAAAUGAGGUGGUGCCGAAUAUGAACGUGGUGAUGUCAAUAGCGCCAGGUGACGUGUUAAAGGCACCGAAGCAGAAAUGGGUACUGCGACAUUAUAUUUUUGUGUCUAAGUUUUUUAUCAGGGAAGUCGUAGGUCCAAUCCGAACCGACUAACAUCAUCAAGUAGACGCACCAGAACUAGAGGUAGGAUUUCGUUGAAUGAAGACGAGUAAGACUCAUUCAUCAGCAUCUACUCUUGAUAAAAACACUUUGUUCCCUUGUUCAUCACUGAUAACAUCAACAUCUCCACAUCACGAGAUCAACACGCCGAACGAAGAGUUUACCUUCCAAUGUGCAGCGCAAAUAAGGAAGAAGUGGGAGGCAGCGGAGCAAGAGGCGAUAAAGCUCAUGUACUCGGCUUUAGGCGGAACUAGGAAUGAGUAUCCGCGCGACUUUGGGUUGCUGAAUAUUAAGGGUUUCGGAAUUGCAUCCUGAACUAAAAACAUCCUUGACGACCCUCUAUGUUUGAAUGGUUCUGGUAGGAAAGAGAAGAGUCAGACGAAGGCAGAAGUGGUAACCUCGUGGGGAGAAACGACGGAUGUCCUAAGGAAGUCAUUUCUUUUUAGUAGGAACAUAGAGUCUCCUCAGGAUGUUCUGAGGCGUCGUGGAAAAAAUUCUGCAGCCUCUAAGAAUAAGAACAACUUCGCCAUGCAUGAGUAUCGGAAAACAAUCGACACCUAUGAACUGGAUAACCUCAACGAAUUUGAGAAGAAUGACGUGAUCAACUUCCUCAAAGAGCUGGGCGUCGACAAGAAAAACCUGACGAAAACGCAAUUUAUCGACACGUUUUUGAAGCCAGACGCGGCAUAUAACGAGAGUGGGUUAGAACGUACUACUUUGAUGUUGAAUAUUUUUAUUGGACCGGAUUAUAACCAAUAUUUUUAUUGGACAUCUACUUGUUCCGGAUACGGAUUUCUUUUCAGCAAUAUAGCCCGAUUGCAGCAGCUGGGGAAUCACAAAUAACAUUAACAAAACAUACGUAACCGCAGCGCUUCUCUAUUACAUUCUUUGCGUGAGAUCCAUCGUGUAGACCAUCUACGACGCCCUUAUGGCAGUCUGCACUGAACGUUGGUAGUUUUUGAUUUAUCGGAACUCGCUCACGAUACAAAAAAAAGAAGAGAUUAAUUGUAUUGUAUUGCAUUGUAUCAGCAAUAACCCGAUUGCAGCAGCUGGGCAAUCGGAUAGGGAAAGUCCCUGACCCCGACGCAUUUGUACCACCUAGAGCAGGUGGGGAUGAGGGAUCCUCGGUGGCUAGUAUGAGCAUAGAACAGCCUGAGGCUGGGUCAAUAUGGCCCAAAUUCGCGGGGGACGAGAGGGAUCCAACGAUACAAGCUGCUGAUGUACUGCAUGCUACGAUCAGUUUUUGCUUUCGCGCUAGAUCUAAGUACGUAGGAGCAGUGGGAGCUUGCUUAGAUGAACAAGAUGAAGACAGUCGUGUAGUUUGUUGCUGUUUAUACGUCGUAAACAAGUAGAUUCUCCAACAACAUCCUCCUGUGGUCUUCCUCCUCCAAUGCCAGUACCCACCUCCUCAUACUCCACAGAUGCGAAACUUCUUCACCGGUACAGCUCUGCGGUGGCGCUAUGAAGAUGAUGAAUCUUUGGAUGAACGAGCUGCGUUUCUUUACGGGGAGGCGAAAAAGCUGGGACCGCCGAUAGGGAGUGAUCCAGCAGGGGCUACAGAAAAGUCUAGAGCCGCUUUGCGGCUAGAAGGAGUUAAAACGAGGAAGAUUACGGCUUUCGCUUGGAGGACGAUGAUAUUAUUUAGUAUCCGUGAUAAGUGAAGAACAGGCCGGCGCCUAAACCACUAAGCCAACUGCGCAGUUGGCUUAGUGGUUUAGGAAGAUGAGGAUCUAGUAGAAUACCUAAAUAAUAUUUUGAAGCUUGUACUAGAUCUAAAUCCAUUCUAUGAAAAAAACAUCACAUCCAUCAGCUCCUCUAAUCUACGAGCAGACCGUACCGAGAAAGAAAAAGCGAAACCACCAGACUUGCGACGAGACGCAUUUCCUCAACUAAAACUCAAUGAAUACACGGUCACAGACAAGAAAGGAAAGGCAAAGCCAAAAUGCAAACUUGAAAAGACACUAUUCAGGUUUGAUUGAUGUCAAGAGGACCCUAUUCGUAUUCAAUUAUUGGCAGAAUAAAGUAUUAAUACGAUGAGGUGUAUAUUAACGAUUCUUGUUUUUUUAGCCACUAGGUUCCUUCAAAAUGUAAUUAGUGCUUCUAGAUCAUUUGCAGCGCUUGCCUUUUUGUUUCCGUUUCAACAUCACAGUCACACCAUCAAGAAAAGUACUAGAGCUCUAGAUGCUCAUCCAAAUCAGCUGAAUCCUACGUAUGGGAGAUUGAGAGUGUGAAAUAGGUGAAUCCUUUAGGUUUCAGAUUCUUUCAGAGUUGUCCUCGUAGUCGUUUCGUAUUAUCCUCAGUGCUAUUUUAGACUUCAUAAAUAUGAACAAUAAAAAUUGAGAAUUAGAGUCCACUACAGCUGCAGGCUAUGGCUCCUGCUCCAGAUUGUACAGGUGUUCAGCACAAUCUUUUGGUUGUAGAAGCAUUUCCUGUUUCGGUAUCGUUAUAACUGAACAGCAAUGAAGAUUCCUAUUUUGAGAAGACCAAGAGCCCGAUCCGCACGGCUCCAGUGCAGUACUUUGAU
Amoebophrya sp. A25 is the source of this 4363-nucleotide messenger RNA. The record is from the annotation of a GenBank genome assembly. NCBI's taxonomy places the organism in Eukaryota, Dinophyceae, Syndiniales, Amoebophryaceae.